AUGCAUCUGUUCUUUUAAUUUUGAAUUCAGGUAAAAUGAGUUGGAAAUCUGAACAUGAAACUUAUGGGAUAGCGAUUCAUAAUUAUGACCAAUCACGCCCAUAUUCAUUAAAACUCUGGCGAGGGGAUCUCAUCAAAAUUAUUGAGUCAAACCAAGAUUGGUUUAGAGGCAAUAAACUUAACGAUGAAAAUAAAAUUGGAGUAUUUCCUAAAUCCUUUAUUAUGAUCAAUGAUAAAAAGAGAAAUAAUGAUUCAAGCUUAAUAGCUGAAAUAACUAUUACAAUUAAAAAAUGGUUUGUUUGUUGGAAACAAUUAUACAAAGAAAAUAAGUUAAAUCAUUUUACAAUGAUCAAGAUGAUGAUAUAUUUGUUAAUUGAUUCAAGAAAACAACUUUUAUCAAUAAACUUGACCAAUGAUGAAUGCAACAAUAUUAAAGAUAUAAUUUUAGCACAUAUUGAUCUAGGAAAUGGAAUAUUAGGCUUACCAAUAGUAAUGAGGGAUGAGCUCGGAAUUCUGAUAAACCUAGACACUAUUAAUAUUAUAUCUUUAUUGAAUAUACAUGUUAAAGAAUCAAUUUAUCUCAAAAAUCAAAUUAAAUUUAUUAAUGAAAAUAAUCAAAUUUUAUGCAAUAAUGGUCUUAGUAAUAUGGAGCAAUUCAAGUUUUUGAAAAAUUUUAAAAAGUUUCCAACAAAAACCAGAGCUAAGGAAUUUGAACUUGAUAAAAGAACACACUCUUAUAACUUAUUGAUUAAUUUAGUCAAUAUAGUUUGUGAUAAAUUUUAUGAAGCCCAUUGCACCAAUAUAGAUGCCGAUGUCAUAAUGGCAUUGUACGAUGCCAAGGAAUUACGUUUUUUCACAGAAAAUUUUCACAUCAAAUGGUGCGGGAAUAACGAUAGGUUCAGAACAUCUCUCAACAUUACCACACUAAAUAAAACACACCGCAUAGAUGACGAAUCGAAAUCUCUCGUGGAUAUAGUGUCCAACGAUAAUAGCUAUCUUUUGGAAGGAGAUUUUCGGAAAGAUAAAACUUACAAAGGAAUUUUUAUGGAUUUAGGAAGGAAAGAUCUCACGAGGGAAAAAAUUUAUUUGGUGUGCCAAAUUAUCAGAAAAGGCGUCAUGGAGAUGAAAGAUGGGGAUAUUAAAAAAUUAACAACAGAUAUACGUAGACCAUACGUUGUGGCAGCCCUAGAGAUAACGGAUUAUAUUAACGGCACUUUAUUUUGCGACGGUGAAACUCAACAUUUCGUUCCCUUUUUACAAUGCACCGACAAAGAAUCGAUCGAAACAGUUAUUAGAAAGGCUAUACAUGCCAAGGAAAUUAAUCAUAAAGGUCAAGGUUUUUGGGUUUCCGUACGCUUGUUGAAUGAGGACAUCGAAGAGACUCAGUAUGAUAAUGUGGUUAAGAUACAAAAGAUGGGAUUUCCAGAUAUUAUAAUGCCAGGUGAUUUUAGAAAUGAUUUGUACAUAACUUUACAGCAAGGGGAAUUUUCGAGAUACAUAAUGGGCAAAGUUUUGGAUAAGAAUAUCGAGGUAGCCAUUAGUUUGCAUGACAAUUCUGGAUGUCUUAUACAGGGUGUCUUUACUAUCGGUGCAACUUGUACCCAGCCAUUCGAUACAUAUAAAUCAGCUGUUUAUUAUCACGAGGACAAACCAAAAUGGGCCGAAAGUUUAAAGAUAACGAUACCGAUCGAGAUUUUUUACGAAUGCCACAUUAGAUUUACUUUUAAGCACAGAUGCUCCAAUGAAGCCAAAGAUAGAAAUGAGAAACCUUUUGCGAUAUCUUUCCUCAAAUUAGUAGAUCAUCUGCAGACUGCCAUUAAUGACGGUUCCCAUAAUCUUCUUAUAUACAAGAUUGAUCAUAAGAAAUACGAUCCAAGUAAGGUUGACUACUUGGAACUUCCUUAUAUACACGAACAUUUGAUAAAUACAACCACAUCUGACAUUAAAAAUAGCGGUUCAAGAUUCAACUUUGUCAAUACCAAAUACGAGCUCGAUAAUAUUCUCCCCAAGAAUAGUAAUCCAUUUGAGCCAACUAUUAAUUAUAACAGUGCAAAUAGUACCGAUUUGGGUUUAAGUCCUCAUAGUAAGAAAAAUUACUCCCUCACUUGGAAGCGUCAAAAAAAGAAGAGUAGUUCUUCCCCUCAAUCUAAAGUGGACAUUGGCGCUGGUCCAGAAAAUAGUUAUAAAAUGGAUCAUAUAUUAUCUCAAAGUCCAACUAUAAAAAAACCGAAAGCUCCUACUUCCCCAUCAUUUUCAUCGAAUAUUGAGCAUGAUUAUACUUCGAAUCCUGCUUUAAAUGGAUAUUUGACUGCCUUAGAUGGUAGCGAAAGGAAGUGCGGGCUAACAUUGAGCCUCAAGGAUUCUUUUAGGAUAUGCUCUUUACUUUGUUCCACUAAAUUGACUCAAAAUGAGGAUUUGUUGGGUCUAUUAGCAUGGAAAUCGAAUCCCACAAACAAGGCAUUGGAAAAAAUUUUAAGCGCUUUGCCCAAAAUCAGGGGAGAGGAAAUUGUCAAGUAUCUACCCGAUACAUUAGACGCGCUAUUUGGCAUUCUAGUUUCUAACCAAGGAAAUUACACUGAAUUCGAAAACGCGAAAAAUUCACAAAACAAAAUAUCGGAUUCGAUGUUUGAAUGUAGUAACAAAGAUUUUUACGAUAUUCUAGGAGUAAAAGAGGAUAAAAAUGAAAUCGGAAACGAUGAUGAUAGGUCGUUAUAUAUUCCUAACAAUGAUAUUGACGUAAAAGAGUCGGCGGUCAAAAGGAACUUUUCCACAAAUGAAUCUGACGUAACUAAGCGCCACCCCACUACAGAGAUACAGAGUAUGGAUUUGCUAGUAUUUGAUUCUCUUGUUUUUAUCAUAAGCUUAGUAUCCGACCGGAAAUACAUGUACUUCAAAAGCGUUUUGGAUAUUUAUAUCAAGGAAAAUUUUAGUUCUACACUAAUUCACAGAAAGCUGAUAAAAAUUCUUAUAGCUUACAUCGAAGCCGGUAUUCAGAGUCCCUCUCCCAAUUUCUCAAAAUCUAAUCUUAAUAAAUCUCACUCGUUUAAUCAUGCUUCCGAAAUGGAAAAAUCUAACGUCACGGAGAGUUUUGACGAGAAUAAUACGAGGGUGAAAGUCUUGAGAAAUAUUUCUCACGACAGUUUACUCAAGAUUAUGAAAUGCCUGGAGUAUUUGAUCCGUUUUUCCAUUCGAUCUUUCCUAUUGUAUUCCGCCCUUAAUUCCGAGAUGUGUGAUUAUGAAUCUUUUUCGGGUGAUAUCAAAUGUCUUUUGAACGCUUUGGCUCAGUUCAUGUCCAUAGGUAACCCAAUAGCUCUUAGCGAUGAAAUUAAUAUUACGAGCUCGGAUAGUCAACGUUGUGGUAGCGUAAACGAGCCUAACUAUGGUAGUAAGCUUGAACUUGUCGCCCUGUCAUCCCACUAUGAUACCUCAUUGAUUAGUAGCGACUCCAUUUCCAUCAAGAUUAGAAAGGAAGAGAACGCCGAUUUUUCUUCUUUUCAAAUUAAUCAAUUCAACAGAUUUUCUGCUCAAUCUCAGACUUCUCUCCGUUUUUUUAGCUCUUCUAAAAACGAGGCAAACGACGAAAACAAGUUGUUCCUCGCCAAAGCAUUGCUCAUACAAGCCUCUAUCCUUAAAUAUUUGCCCGUGGCUAUUGGGGAGAUCUUUAAAAUUUAUCGGGACACGUACGACUUGACAUUCAGACUCUUGUCGGUGCUUAAAUCGUUACCGCUGACUACCCUGAGACGUCAGAGAUUGGAUUUUUAUGUGAUUCUAAUGAAUCAAGAUUCCGAGGGUGAAUGCCAACUGCUAAACGAUAGAAGAGCUUUUGGACUAUUUUUGAGUCAAGAAAUCAUCCCGUUGGCCCUAAAUACGAUCGAAUAUAAAUCCUCGAGUAUUGACGGUAGAGAAUUUAAUGAAGAGUACGACGGAUUUUUUAAGGACUCUGACUGCUUAUCCAAGUUAUUAAACCGAACCCUUGAAAUAUUGUCUAAGAAAUACGAACACGAUGAAAAGUUUUUUUAUUCACUAUUUAUCUUAGAUCGUUCAGAAUCCCUCGAAUUUAACCCAAAUGAGAUCAACCUUUUCAAGGAAAAGGUAAAGUUGCUCGAGCAUAACGACGCGAUGACAUGGGCCAGGAUUCAUAGCUCCAUUGUUAUACGAGUUAUAGUGCCAUAUUUGGAAUCUUACAAUGUUAAGAACACUAAUUUACCCGGGAAAAUGGAUUUAUUUAGGCAGUAUCUUGUAAUAGCCUUAGGUAUGAUGCAUUUGACCACGGAACAACAUUUUAAUUUGUUGAUUGAUAACAUAAUUACAUCGAAAAAUUUGUCGGCAGAUUUUAAUAUGCUGAACUAUUUGGCUAACUUAGUAGAUUUAACCGAUUUUUUAGCGGAAAUAAUGUGUACUAUAUUAACGAUAUAUAUACCUUCGUAUUUUCUUAACAAUGAUGAAGUUUUUGAUAAUAAUUUUCCUUUCCCCCAAGAAUGGGUAUCCAUAUAUUAUAAAACUGAUUUUAUAUGCCUUAAAAUUUUAGUUAUGAUCAGUAAAACUGUUCAAAAAUGGUACACAGCCAUUCCUUAUUCCUUUAAGAAUGAGAUUUCCACUCCGAAUUUGUCUCAAAAUACCGAAAACUCUAGCGAAACCUUGUUUUUAAUGUUCCUUAAACCCACAUGGGAACUUUUGUUUCACGCUUUUCUCUCUUUUUUAUCGCAUCAUUACACGUCUUUAAUUCAAAAUAUUAGCGAAAACGAUGAAUAUAUAAAUGACCACCCGGCCACAUUGGACACUAAUCAUACACUCAUUGUUGCUACUCAAGAGAUAUAUAACCUUUGGAAGGCCAUACCCACACACCUCAAACCUUAUUUCAUAAUUGAUAAGGGUAUCAUGGAUUAUAUGCUCACUGUCACAAUAAUAGCUAACCAUUUUGAAAUAAGGGAGAUUUUGAUUACAAUAUUUUACGACGUUUUACGCUUAACUAGUCAGAAUACUAGUUCCUUAAAUUUUUAUACGUCUCGUUCUUCCUUCAUCUUUAACUCGCAGUCUUCCACAUGUUUUGAUCAAAAUAAUAGCGGCGCUGCGUUUAUGGGUUGGAAUGAUAAUCGAUUGGAUUUAGACGCGAAAACAACCCUGGAUAGCUAUUUUAAGCGAUCGUUUUUUGAAACAAUCGAAAACACUCUCGAAACAGAUGGGUACAUAAACUUUCGCGCCUUUAAAGCCCUAAUCUUGAACUUUAGGGCGUCUUUUAGACAAACUAUUCAACACGAAUUAUCUCGGGAACCUAGAGAUUUUGCCAAUCACGAUUCAACCAUCUUAUAUUUGGAUACCGUAGAUAAAUUGAUAGACCUACUCCUAGAGUAUCAUAGUUGUAAAAUAUCUAGCAAGUCAAAUUCUGGUCUUAUAGAUGAGUUAUGCAUAUCCAAGCGUAAAAUACCAAUAAUAUCAGACUCUGAAAGUCAAUGUCUGGUAGAUCUGAUGCAAUUUAACAAGGAUAUGGGGAGGAUCAAGGCUUACACUCACUUUUUAGACAAGUUAGUCAUCUUGCACAUCAGUCAAGAAGAUUUUGGGGAAGCAGGGUUUGCGUUAAAACUCAAAGCUGAUUUAUUAGAUUGGAGCGAAAAUGAAUAUGGAGAGAUUAAGGACCAUGAUGAAAAGGUUGAAUUAUAUAGAACGGUUAUAGAUUAUUUUACCAAGGGGAAACUCUGGGAGCCCGCAAUAAAUAUGUGCAACGAAAUCCUGAGCUAUUACGGAACAAUCAACGCCUUCAACUAUUCUCAGAUCUCUCGUUGGCAUCAUGUUGUAGCUUCCCUGUAUGAUUCCAUAUUGACCCAGCUGAGGCCCGAAAUUGAGUAUUACAGGGUAGCCUACAUAGGCAAUGGCUAUACCUCGCGAACCCAUAAAAACAAAUGUUAUGUGUAUCGAGGCAAACCGUUUGAAAGACUAUCCGAAUUCAUACAUCGAAUGCAGGAAAUUAAGCCUGAUGCUAAACUUGUUACCACAGCCGAUUUAUCAAUAUCUUCCGAAAUGAUGAAUUCGAACGAAAAAUAUUUGCAUAUCAAUAAAGUUACUCCUAUCAAUAAACAAAACUACAUAUUCGAUCAAAAAUUGAUUCCCGAACAAAUUAUCUCAUAUUACAAAACGAACGAAGUUCAAGAAUUUGAAUAUACGCGGCCCAUUAUUAAAGCCGAAGCGGGUGUUAAAGGAGAAACGGAUUUUGCCAAUAUAUGGGUAGAAAAAACGUAUUUGUUAACUUCGCAUUCCUUUCCAGGCAUUCUAAGAUUUUCUCCCAUAUAUCAUUCUCAUACGGUUUUACUCAGUCCCCUUGAUAACGCUAUUGAAAUCAUGGAGGAAACUAACAAAAAAUUGAAGGCUGGCGUUAAACACCAUCUAUUACACGACAAUGUCGUUGUAGACGACGGUAAAUUAUCCACUAUUGACAAUAGCAAAAGACUUUCCUCGCCUAAUAACCCAUCAUCCAUUAAUACUCUAAGUUUGCUCUUGAACGGAAUAGUAGAUCCUGCUGUCAUGGGCGGUAUUGCUAAUUAUGAAAAGGCUUUUCUGAACGAAGAGUAUUAUCGUGCUCACCCCAUGGAAGAAGAAAAAAUCAGAAAACUAAAGACGCUCAUUUUAUCUCAAAUACCUUUAUUAGAGAUGGGAAUCGUUAUACACGGUAUAAAAUCACACGAGAGUUUGAAAUUGUUUCAUCAAAGAAUGGAGGAAUGUUUUUUGAAGCACAAACAACAUAUCUUGGAACAUUAUUCAGGCAUUAAAGCACCGAAUGAUCUUAUUGUUUCAGCUCUUAGACUUUUACUCUUGAAAACUUAUACCAAAGACCCUUGCGAAUCGUAUAGAAACGUGUCCCCUUUAUUAGAUUCUUGCCUUGGAACUAUUGAGAUCAAUUCGCAAAAUAUAGUGAAUCAACAUUUUUCUCCUCUAUCAUGUUACAGCCCAAACCGUAAUAGACAUUACUUCCAGAGAAUUUCGACUCAAUCUAAUAUCCGAGCUUUCGCGAAACCGAACGAUGACCAGAUGCCACCGUUCUCUCCCAUCGUUUAUAAUCACAACCCCUCUAAUUUUUGUUUCUCAAAUCUGUCUAACUUCAAGAAUAAAAAUAUUAAAAAUAGCAAAGCCUUAAUUAGGGUAAGAUCUACGGGCAAAAAAUUGCUUAAUAAUUUGACGAUUCUCUCAAACAAUAUGGCAGAUUCCAGUAUCCAAUUAGACAAUCAUCAAUUAAAAACUCCUUUAAAUCAAACUGAAAAUAUCAAUUUUAUUGAGAAUGAAAAAAUUAACGUUAAUAAUCUUGAUAUAUUUAACGAUAUUGUUACUACGGAGUGGUACGACCAGGAACUAAGGAAAACAUAUUACGAUAUUAAUACCAUGAAAAUUGUGUUGAGAGAACAAGCUCUGUUAAAUAUACCAACUUCGCCUCAUGACCAACCCAUUGCUAAAAGAAACAUUCGAGAUUUGCAAAGAUUCCAUUCAACCCCUACUUGUAAAUCUCUAGACGUCAUAAACCAUACUUUACCUAAACGACAAUAUUCUUCUCAUCCUAUCCCUCGCAAUGAUAUCUCUAACGAUAAAAAUGAUCAUAACACACUUUUAGAAGUUCCCGUGACAGAUUAUUUAAGUCCACCUAUUCCAUCGAAGUCAAAAUCUUCAAAACGCGAAUCUCCUCAUAUUAUAGACCAAAUUUUAACUAAUUCAUUCGACCAACUAAAAAUAAAUGGGUGUCAGAAUCAUAUGUUUAAUAAAAUAUCCUUUCAUUCGAAUCUUAACAAUGAUAAUAUUACUUCUGACAUCAAAAAUCUAAACAUUGACAGCAAAAACAAUAUACCUUGUCAAAACGGUAUGCAAUUAGAGUCAAACAUGAAACUACUAAAUAAUACACAAAAUGAUCAAAUAAAUAAAUAUUCAAUAAAAGAUUUGAAAAAAAUAUUCGACAUUUAAAAUUACUCAAAAUUAUAGUGAUUAUUAUU
Molecule: messenger RNA, 7966 nt
Organism: Gordionus sp. m RMFG-2023
Lineage: Eukaryota; Metazoa; Nematomorpha; Gordioida; Chordodea; Parachordodidae
Exons: 39
Coding region: 36-7937 (2633 amino acids)
Biological process (GO): cell migration; myoblast fusion; small GTPase-mediated signal transduction
Cellular component (GO): plasma membrane; cytoplasm
Molecular function (GO): small GTPase binding; guanyl-nucleotide exchange factor activity
Source: RefSeq, a predicted model, not a curated record